Messenger RNA from Macrobrachium nipponense, 3329 nucleotides. Its product is annotated as C-type lectin 37Db-like. Bases 316 to 1026 code for a protein of 236 amino acids. The record is from RefSeq and is a predicted model, not a curated record. The transcript has 6 exons. Gene Ontology annotation, molecular function: signaling receptor activity. Lineage: Eukaryota; Metazoa; Arthropoda; Malacostraca; Decapoda; Palaemonidae.
GGUACCACUACUGGCCUAGUGAUGUGAAAGUUUAGGUCUUCGGGAAUCCGUAAAACCAGUCUGUAUCCUGAAGCUGAAUAAGAGGUAUGCGCCGCGCUCCGACGUGUCUGGCCUUACGGUAGAGGAGGGUUGUCUCAACUGUUCCGACGGACCGAAAUAUAUGGAAUACAACGAAGACACGCUUAGACUCAGUCAGUAAUGACAUCGUAAACACGAAGGAAAAGGCGGAUGUGAAGUGCUAAGGUUUACAAAUCAGGAUAAAAGGUUAAUUUCCCAACGUUUCAUGAACAUUUGGUGUAAAUCUACGGAUACAAUAUGAACCAUUGUGCCGUUCUCUUCGCUAUCUUCUUGACGCUAACAACACCGCUGGUCGGAUUGGGUGCGCGAGAAUUGCGAAAUCAGUCUCCGAAAGAACUAAUUGCCCAACUGCUACUCCGAAGGUCUCAGUCAGCCAGUAAGUCCGUGGAUUCAAGGCCGGCGCCCGCCAACCGUCCAUCAAAGCUCAGCAACAAUGAGCUAGUGGCCGGAGACACUGACCAAGAGGUUGAGGAACUAGCUCAUUUUCUCACGUGUUCCGGACCUAACUGCGAAGGGGAAUCGUUCGCGUCCCGAUGGACAAUGCCUCUCAUGAAACUGGGGGAUAAGCAGUACUACCUGGGAAUCUUUUUCAAGGCAAACUGGUACAAGGCUGCACAGUACUGUCGCUUCCACGGAAUGCAUCUGGCGGGAAUCGAAGAUGAAAGGGAAAACAGAUUCUUGGAGCAACACAUACAGGAAGCAGGACUAGGACACGAGCACUUCUGGACUUCUGGAACCGACCAGGGAGAGGAGGGGAGAUUCUUCUGGAUGUCCAACGGAAGGCCCGUCACUUUCACCAACUGGAAUGCCGGCGAACCUAAUAAUUUCGAGUACGAAAACGGCGAACAGGAGCACUGUCUAGAACUGUGGAACAGGGACGGGAAAGGCCUGAAGUGGAACGACAGCCCCUGUUCCUUCGAGACUUUCUUCAUUUGCGAGGUGGCAUAGCGGAAGAGGACCUGUACAGAAAUGACAAGAUCGAAAAAUGACGGUCGUCAAACCGGAAGGUGUUUUAUGCAGAUUCACCGACGGUUUCUUCAGAUCGUAAUAUAAUUAUAUUUAAGGUCUUACUAUAAAUAAAAAUUAUUGUUUUACUUUUUAUAUAUAUAUUUUUCUAAGUGUUUCGAGCAGCCGCAGUGCAUUGGCUUAUAGAUAGGAUACAGUCGUUCAUGAUUUCGCUCAAGGUAUCAUAUUGAAUACCCAAUGUCAGUGGUUUCACUGCGAUUUCAAAAUAUUGCUUUAAAAGCAAUGUCAAUUCCCUUUACAAUGCUCUCAAAAUGACCCUAUUGCUGUUAUUAGUUUCCGAAAGACUGACUCCAUGACGUUGAAGCAUCAAAAUGCCUUCUAUGUGGUACCUCAGAUUCACAGAUUCCAUCCUAACUACCUCUUAAGAGACUUCAUCUCUGGCUCAGCUGUUCCCCACAAAACAUUUACAGUUAUGCUUCCCACCACUUCUCUAAGAAGGCAAAAGUUCCAUUCAAUUAAGCACACAAAACAUUAGUUUACCAAAGUGCUUGCUCAAAUAUAUUAAAACCACCUUCUAGGAACACUUACUGCCAUUUCGACAAAAAGUGAUACCAUCAGAGGAAAUCCGGUUUUUUUUUUUACCAUAAGUCAAUUAGAAGAUUAACUGCUCUUGAAAUGGUAGUUUUGUCAUUCAUAUUUUCAAUAUCUGGCGAGCGCAAAAAGUAACAUCAAAUUCGAAUUACAUAAAGGUUCAUAAGUCGCCUCUUCUCAAAACGAUAGCUGUGGAAAAGUAUCGUAAUAGUGAAUGAACUUCGUUAUUAUUAUUAAUUAAAAACAAAAAUCUUACUCUAUAGAAAAAAAUUUAUACCAACUCUUCGAGAAGCAACUUUAAUUAUAAAAGCCGUUCCUUUUAAAAAAAAAAUGAGAGAAGGAAAGAAGGUAGUAUAAAAUGUACAAUAAGAGUUCGGCUCUGCACUCAAGAGACUGAGUAGUCGAAGAGGCUCAGAGGACAGGAUUCAAGAGUCAGUAGUUUAAAGAAUCAAAGGUGCAACUCAAGUACGAGGUUGGUUAAGUGUCUCUGCGUAAAUUCCUCCGGUAUGGGAUAGCUGGAACUCUUUCUGCAAUCCCAGAUGUUAGCCAUUCCGGGUUGCACGCGACUGUAGGUGCUUAGUUGAGCCAGAAGUAUUAUGAAAUAUGUGAAUCGAUGACAAAAAAAAAGCUAGUAAAUGUGAUUACAAGUUACAGGCACAAAUGUACGUAUGUAUAAUUAUAUUUAACUCAAAUUUUCUAAGAUAAUUCUGUAAAAUUUUGUAAUAUAAUCUAAGAGUCGACAGACACAAUGCACAGACGUAAUCAGUUUUGCUUGUAUGUUUUUCUAAGAUUUUCAGUUGCGAUAGAAACCUCUUCUUACCAGUGAUUAGUGUUGCGUUAGUAUCUUUCCUGUGGGGGACAAGUAUGUACUUGAAUCGAAAUUAAGACAAGGUCAUGGAAAUAUUUCAUUCUUGCAGACAACCAGAAGUAGUAAAUGUAAAGUAGCGUUGGAGACCCUCUUAAGAAUGAUACUGGUCUUGAAACUAUAGUAGAUUCAUAUCUCCGAUGCAUCUGAUGUCUAGGCCAGUCCCUUACGACGCCCCUGAUUGGCUGUUGAUAAGCCAAUCACGGGGCUGGAAACUCUCAGUCUCUCUCAAGAGUUCACACAGGCAGGAUGUAUGUUCCACCUCUCCUGAGGGAUACGUCUUUCAAAGCAUCCCUCGGGAGAGGUGGAACAUACAACCUCCCUAUAUGAACUCUCGAGAGAGACUGAGUUUCCAGCCCUGUGAUUGGCUUAUCAACAGCCAAUCAGGAGCGUCGUAAGGGACUGGCCUAGACAUCAUAUGCAUGGCUGAUGUGAUUCUACUAUAGUUGAUGCGGACGAUGUUUUUCUCUCAUUUAAUCGCUCUAAUUUUUUUUAUUUAAAAUUGAUGCAGCAUUCUCAGGUGGAAAUUACACUCCCACUAGCAUAUAACAUAUAAGUCUCUCCUAUGUAAUUGUGUUCCCUCCCCUGACAAAUUAAUUUAUACCGCUCCUUUCAUAUGAAUUUAAAUUUUGUCUUUAUCAGAUUUCUUUAGUUGUUGAGGAACAAUACUUGAUGUGUUAUAAGAAGAAAAAUAUUCUUAUGUACAGAUAACUAAUACUACCUUUCAUAAACGUGACUGAAAUAGAAAAACUUAUAUGUAAAUAAUUUUCGCUUUAAGAUUAUAUAUUGUACAAAAUGAAUUCCCUUUAUAAAGUGUGUAACAAAUCCA